Messenger RNA from Arthroderma uncinatum, 372 nucleotides. Its product is annotated as progesterone binding protein. Lineage: Eukaryota; Fungi; Ascomycota; Eurotiomycetes; Onygenales; Arthrodermataceae. Bases 1 to 372 code for a protein of 123 amino acids. The transcript is spliced from 3 exons. Gene Ontology annotation, cellular component: membrane; endomembrane system. The record is from RefSeq and is a predicted model, not a curated record.
AUGGCAGACCCAAAGAGCUUCAUGUCUCCCGUGGCCACGAACCUCAACCCGCCAAAGGACGACCCUAUCUCUGUUGCAGACCUAGCUAGAUCAGACGGCUCUGAUCCCAGCCGUCCUACCCUCGUUGCCAUCAAGGGAAUCGUCUUCGAUGUGUCUGGAAACCCAGCAUAUGCCAAAGGGGGGAACUAUAAUGUAUUCGUCGGCAAAGACUCCUCCAGGGCCCUUGCAAAGUCGUCCCUAAAGCCAGAGGACUGUGUUCCAAAAUGGGAUGACCUAGAUGACAAGGAGAAGGGCGUUCUAGAAGACUGGUUUAAGUUCUUCAGCAAGAGAUAUAACAUUGUAGGCAAGGUUGCGGGAGCCACCAACCUAUAA